Didymosphaeria variabile is the source of this 1254-nucleotide messenger RNA. RefSeq lists its product as uncharacterized. The transcript has 3 exons. The record is from RefSeq and is a predicted model, not a curated record. NCBI's taxonomy places the organism in Eukaryota, Fungi, Ascomycota, Dothideomycetes, Pleosporales, Didymosphaeriaceae. The coding region runs from base 1 to 1254 and encodes 417 amino acids.
AUGAGUGAAGAUGGAAACGACCCGCGCGAUAACGACAUGUACGGCCACGAGCAUACCGACGACGAUGAUGGAUCGAUGCCGUCGUUAGAAGAAGCCGAUCCGCACAGUCUGUUCCGUGGCCACAACCCUUUCCGGGCGGUUGAUGAUGACGAUCCGGAGGAGGCAGACAUCAGCCAAAUGCCGCAAUUCCAGAACACGCGAAUACAAAACACCGGUCCGGGCAGAUACCACUUCUCCGCUACAAUACACCAGACUAUUCCGCUCUCGGGAGCCGCGUAUGGACAGAACGGCAACGGUCCCAAUACCAUAGGUGGAAUCACUUCGUUUCUCUCAAACUUGAUAUCCAAUGCUGGAGCGAUGCGGCAACAAGGGCAGGCUGAGGCGGGCGAUGGUCAAGGCCGCUCGACACCACGUCCUGAUCCAGAAGGUGGCCCCCAUGUACAUAGGUUCACAUAUUCAUCUGGCGCACGUCUUCAUCCUCGUGAUAGCAACAACCCAGGCCCGCGUCUGGAGCCAGUCGAUGGCCUCAACAAUGUCCUCUCUGAAUUAUUCGCAGCCUUCGGAGACCCCAACGCAGCCGGUCAAGUGCCAGGACACAAUCAUCCCCAUGGCUCUCCAGGACAAGCCUUCGGUGGUAUGCCCAUGGACCCUCUCAUGGGCCUCUUCGCAGCCCUCAGCGGCGGCCAACAUGGAGAUUUCGUCACCUCCCAAGAAGCCAUGGACCGCAUCGUCUCACAGCUUAUGGAGCAAACCGCCAAUAGCAACGCUCCAGGCCCAGCUUCCCAAGCCGACAUCGACGCCCUCCCCCGGAAGAAGAUCACAAUAGACAUGCUCGGUGAUGAUGGAAACGCAGAUUGUAGUAUAUGCAUGGAUUCCGUCGCGCCGGAAGAGGAGGUCACGGAGCUACCGUGCAGGCACUGGUUCCACCACCAGUGUGUUUCUGCUUGGCUGAAGGAGCACGAUACGUGUCCUCACUGUCGCAAAGGCAUCACGAAGACGGACGAGAACGGUCCUAAAGACGCGUCGUCAAGUGCAGGCGCGACUGCAGGCUCCACGUCUUCGGGCGCCGAUCCUACCGUGAACAUGCCCGGCGCUUUUGGCGUCAUUGGAGAAGGCACCUCGAAUAAUCCGUUCGUUGUUCCGGGAAGCUCGCCGCCUGGUGCCGGUUCCAGUGCACAGCAAGGCCAGUCUAAUGCGAACGACGCAUCAAAUAACAAUUCAAGUGCGGCGGAGCGAAGGGGUUGGUGGCCAUGA